AUGGCGCCCCUCACUCUCAAACCCGUCACAGUCGACGACAUCCCAUCCAUUGCCGAGCUCUGGUACACAGCCUUCAGCAUCCCGGUUAAUCUUCACAUGUUCCCCAAUACCCCCGGGGUCCGAGAAUGGUGGGACAACGCUAAUCGCCACGACUUGCUCCACAACCCACACCGGAAGUACCUCAAAAUUAUUGAUCCCUCUGCAUGUGAUUUCCUGGUUGGGUACGCCAAAUGGGAUUUGGAUCCCCUGGAAAGUGGCGAAAGGUUUCCAGCCUGGCAUAAAGAAUCAGACGUUGAGCUUUGUGACUUAGUUUUUACCGGUUGCGGUGAGAAACGAGAGGAGUUUAUGAACGGUCGGAAACAUUACUAUCUGGAUAUGCUGGUUGUUCAUCCGCAUUAUCGUAGACAGGGUGCUGCGUCUCAGUUGGUGAAAUGGGGAUGUGAUCUUGCAGAUCAGAAUGGGCUACCAGUUUAUCUAGAUGCUCAUAUAGAUGCAUCUCCUUUGUAUCGGAAUUUCGGAUUCAAAGACCAAGAGGAGGCUACACCUGAAGGGGCGGUUUCGAUGAUUCGAGAGCCUCAAACUUAA
Messenger RNA from Penicillium malachiteum, 585 nucleotides. RefSeq lists its product as uncharacterized. Gene Ontology annotation, molecular function: acyltransferase activity, transferring groups other than amino-acyl groups. The coding region runs from base 1 to 585 and encodes 194 amino acids. The record is from RefSeq and is a predicted model, not a curated record. Lineage: Eukaryota; Fungi; Ascomycota; Eurotiomycetes; Eurotiales; Aspergillaceae. The transcript is spliced from 2 exons.